Suillus fuscotomentosus is the source of this 1385-nucleotide messenger RNA. RefSeq lists its product as uncharacterized. The transcript is spliced from 3 exons. The coding region runs from base 172 to 1332 and encodes 386 amino acids. Lineage: Eukaryota; Fungi; Basidiomycota; Agaricomycetes; Boletales; Suillaceae. The record is from RefSeq and is a predicted model, not a curated record.
UCUUUGGGGAUUACAAAUAGGAAUUUCCGCAAGACAAGAGUACAUCGUGUGACCUAGAAGAAACAAUAACUGUGUUAUGGACGAUCGGUCACAACCUUUUUUUGUCACAACGUGUGGCCCCACACGCAACGUGAACGUGCACCUCUUGCUGCGGAUCUGGCGCCACGAUUGAUGCUGAAAGUAUUUAAGGCAGGCCCAUUUCUAACGAGCUACGUAUCUAACCCUUCCAUCAUGGCGCCUAAGCUUCCUAUCGAGAUUAUCUUGACCAUCUGCAAAGACGCAGCCCAGCCGACGUUUUCUCAAAGGGAAAAAUAUGACAUAAAAAAUCCUUACUCAACCGCCCUCUCCUUAUGUCUCGUCUCUCGACUUGUCAGACGCAUCAUCCUCCCCGAUUUCCUGCACACGAUCUUGCUCCGCCGACGUCACAGCUUAAAGAAGUUCGCAAAUGCUUUGCUUAUGCAGAAAGCGUACGCUGAGAAAAAGAGCGAUCUUUUCUUUGACUAUACCUCCGCUGUACAGAGGAUGUGGAUUAGUGACGCAUUUGACUAUUUCGUCUAUGCAGAGGCCCGGUCGGAGUACGAAGAGGCCCGGUCGGAGGACGAAGAGGCCCAAUCGGAGGACGAAGAGGCCCAAUCGGAGGACGAAGAGGCCCGGUCGGAGGACGAGGACCCUCACUUACGUUGGGGCAUCAGAAAUUUUUUGUCAAAAAACGAUGAGCGAGCGCGCAACAUAAGCGUGUCGCUUCCGGUGAUCCUUGCUGCGCCGGAACUUGCGGUUGACUAUGGCCAUUUAAAGCACAUCAUUUGGCGCGUGCAAGAUGCAUGGUCUUCUCGCACAGAUCUCAAUGUCGGCGGACACUCUUCUUUUCCUGGGAAAACCAAAAAUCUAACAAUAAUACGUCAAGGCCACCACGAGCAUUUCUUGCACAACACUGUUGAAACAUUUGUUUUCCUUGCAUCAAUCCCACAUCUCACUCACCUAAUCGAUUUGGCUGAGCACUCACUCAUGUUUCGCGGCAUCAGCUGUGGUACAGAAUCGCCAAAAUUCCCGGUGUAUCUUUGGAUGAGGGACCAUACGUGGAAUUCUAUGGAGAGCCUUGAAACCUUUUCAGUGGUCUACCCGCAUCUGCCUCCCAUCCACGAUUUCAAGUCAAUUACAUAUGCCGCAUAUGCGACAAGGGGAAUAGACUUGCAUGUGGAGCGAUUCACGGUGUCUGCUGCCCUUUACAAGCAGGAUCCUGAAGUCCUUCCCGUGGGGGCCACUGUGGUUUCCUGUGACGGAUCUUUUCACAGUAUUUUUGGUCUUGGGAUAAAGCUUGGGCCUGUGGGUUAACCGACGGAUGAGGGGUAAUACUGGAUGUUAGGCAGAUGAUGAUAAAGGCUUUG